GACCCGGCGACGUCGGAGGCUCUACUACCCGCCUAGGUGGCAGCCCCCAUCUCUGCGCUGCUGACGCGCCUGCCCCCCACCCCCAUCCCUCUGGCUCACGUUUCCGCCCCCAGUCCUGCUUGGUGGUGCAGCGGCAGCGCAGGCAACCAGAGCCCAGGAGAGCAGGUGGUGGCCCCAGGAAGAAAAGGAGUUGGCAAGUGGAGACCACCAGGAAAUCAUUGACUGAAGUUUGUGCUCCUAAGAUGAGGGGUCUCUGAAGCUGACAAGUGUUACUCUGUGUGGCACCUCUGGGGAGCAAGAGGAAGAAGAGAUCUGCACCUCUGCUACUUGAGAUCAAGGGCCACCAAGAUGCCUAUCCUGGAAAAAAUCCCCCAUAAGAUGGCUGAAAAAACUUCCAACAGUGAGGAGGAAACUGAGCUGCCCAAAUUGCCAGUGCCCCCACUGCAGCAGACACUGGCCACCUACCUGCAGUGCAUGCAGCACCUUGUCCCUGAGGAGCAGUUCAGAAAGAGCCAGGCCAUUGUGCAGCGGUUUGGGGCCCCUGGUGGCCUUGGUGAGACCCUGCAACAGAAACUCUUAGAGCGACAGGAGAAAACAGCCAACUGGGUGUCUGAGUUCUGGCUCAAUGACAUGUAUCUCAAUAACCGCCUGGCUCUGCCAGUCAACUCCAGCCCAGCUGUCAUAUUUGCUCAGCAGCACUUUCAAGACACCAACGACCAGCUAAGGUUCGCAGCCAGCCUCAUCUCUGGUGUACUCAGCUACAAGACCCUGCUGGACAGCCACUCCAUCCCCACUGACAGUGCCAGAGGCCAGCUUUCAGGGCAGCCCCUCUGUAUGAAGCAGUACUAUGGGCUCUUCUCUUCCUACCGGCUCCCUGGUCACACCCAGGACACACUGGUGGCCCAGAAAAGCAGCAUCAUGCCUGAACCUGAACAUGUCAUUGUGGCCUGUUGCAACCAGUUCUUUGUCUUGGAUGUUGUCAUUAAUUUCCGCCGUCUCAGUGAGGGGGAUCUGUUCACUCAGUUGAGAAAGAUAGUCAAAAUGGCUUCCAACGAGGAUGAACGCUUACCUCCAAUCGGCCUGCUGACGUCAGACGGGAGGAGCGAGUGGGCUGAGGCCAGGACGGUCCUCGUGAAAGACUCUACCAACCGGGACUCACUGGACAUGAUCGAGCGCUGCAUCUGCCUGGUGUGCCUGGAUGCCCCAAGUGGUGGGGAGCUCAGUGACACCAACAGGGCACUCCAGCUCCUUCAUGGCGGAGGCUGCAGCAAGAAUGGGGCCAACCGCUGGUAUGACAAGUCCCUGCAGUUUGUCGUGGGCCGAGAUGGCACCUGCGGCGUGGUGUGUGAACACUCACCGUUUGAUGGCAUCGUCCUGGUGCAGUGCACGGAGCAUCUGCUCAAGCACAUGAUGAAGAACAACAAGAAACUGGUUCGAGCAGACUCUGUAAGUGAGCUCCCAGCUCCCAGGAGGCUAAGGUGGAAAUGUUCUCCAGAAAUUCAAGGCCACCUAGCCUCCUCAGCUGAAAAACUUCAACGAAUAGUAAAGAAUCUUGACUUUAUUGUCUAUAAGUUUGACAACUAUGGGAAAACAUUCAUUAAGAAGCAGAAAUGCAGUCCUGAUGCCUUCAUCCAGGUGGCCCUACAGCUGGCCUUCUACAGGCUCCACCAGAGACUGGUACCCACCUAUGAGAGUGCAUCCAUUCGCCGAUUCCGGGAGGGGCGCGUAGACAACAUCAGAUCAGCCACUCCACAGGCAUUGACUUUUGUGAGAGCCAUGACUGACCACAAGGCUGCCAUUCCAGCUUCCGAGAAACUACUGCUUUUGAAGGAUGCCAUCCGAGCCCAGACCGAGUACACAGUCAUGGCCAUAACAGGAAUGGCCAUCGACAACCACCUGCUAGCACUGCGGGAGCUGGCCAGGGAUCUGUGCAAGGAGCCACCUGAGAUGUUUACAGAUGAAACAUAUCUCAUGAGCAACCGAUUUGUCCUCUCCACCAGCCAGGUGCCCACAACCAUGGAAAUGUUUUGCUGCUAUGGUCCUGUAGUCCCCAAUGGCUACGGUGCCUGCUACAACCCCCAGCCUGAGACCAUCCUCUUCUGCAUCUCCAGUUUUCACAACUGCAAGGAAACCUCUUCUACAAAGUUUGCAAAAGCUGUGGGAGCAAGCCUUACCGACAUGAGAGACCUCUGCAGUCCGCUGCAGCCAGCUGACAGCAAGUCAUUGGCGAAGAAGGAAGAAGCCAUGAGGCCCAGCCAGGGGCACCGACCUUGAUUCCCACCACUGGGUUUCAGCUUCUUGAUCCCACCCAUCUGAGACUGCCAGACGCUGCCAAAUCCCUGCUCCCAUCUCUCACCCCAGCUUUAUUUAGCUCCUCUGUCCUCAGGACCCAACCCACAGGUCACCUAGUGGCAUCACACAAGGUGGCAGUGGUUAGUAAGAAAGGGUCCCUCAUUACACGUGGGAAUUUUCACUAUUUAUCAAGGUGCCCCCUGUCUGUGUGCUGGGAAGGGAAAACAGCCUGAUUUGGAGGUGACCUGGAUGAGGUGGGGGAUCCACAUCAAGGUCUUCCCUUCAUAGUCCUCAGAAGCUUAAUGUUCAUGUUUCUCUCCCCAGCAGGACCUAGCAUGUCCAGGUAAUGUUUCUGCCCAUUGAAAGAAUGAAUCACUCAAUUACAUGCGGUGUACCCAAAUGAAUCAAGAAGGCAGAGGCUAGCUCUGGGUCAUCACCUCUUUUCUUUUGGCGAGGAACAGGAGACUUUGUUUUCAGAUUCAGAGCAUCUGAUCUUGGCAUUCACAGCAUCUCCACUGAGCCAUACAGUCUUGCAAGCCCGUGCUGUACCCUGUACACACACACACACCCACACACACACACACACACACACAGCCCAAGUUCAAUUAAAUACAGUGAUCUGUGUCCCAAACACAUUUCUCCUUUCACCCCUGGGGGAAAAUCACUCUGACAUUAAUUUGAGAAAAUGACCUCAGUGGCUCAAGCAAGACACCCUUAAGUGACUGGGCUUCUUUAUUUGGAAGAUGCCCUCCAGGGAUUCUGUAGGAGCUCAACACAAGGCUCUCCUCUGGCCUCCAGGACUGAGGGUACAGGGGACAGAAAGCCAGACAGGGAAGCAAGGUUAAGAUUGUCCUGAGGGGCUAUGACUGUAAAGGAGGUGUGAGAGGCACUUAAUGUUGGGCACAUGUUUUUUAAUUUUAAUAUUAGCAGAUCUAGCACCUCAAGCAUUUCUCUUGUCUUUGUGGUACAAACAUUCAAAAUCCUCUCUUCUGGUUAUUUUGAAAUGUACCACACAGCGCUAUUGAUUCUAGUCACCUUCCUGUGCAACAGAACACCAGAACUCACCCCUCCUGUCUAACUGUAACCUUGUACCUGUUGACUGGCCUCUGCCCUUUCCCCUCUCACCCUCCUCUGUGUCUAGGAAUCGUCAUUCUACUCUCAGUUUCUAUGAACCAGAUCAAUUUUUUUAUGGGAAAUCUAAAUGGCAGGGGAAGCGGAAUGACAAAGCAAAAUAUCUAAAGUGCAGGGAGCAGGUAGAGCCCAUCCUCUGCUAUGCUGCUCUGCCCUCCUUGUGGGGUUCCUAGAAAAGCCCCCUCCCCAAUCCUGGUGAGCUCUGUCAUUCUAAGUGCUCCACUCUGACCCAAGGAUACUGCAAGAGUCCCUUCUCUGGGCCCCUGUGAAAACUGUCCGCACCUUGCUCUGACUUGGCACAGGUGGACUGAGUAAACUAGGGCAGGCAUUUGACCUUGCUAUUUGAGAACACAAGCAGCCCAAAGGAGAGAAAUCCCUGAGACCCUGGUUUUAGGGGGAGGCUCUCUGUUGGAUGGUGUGGGAGAUUUGGCCACUGGCUUCUAACAUGCAAACUUAAGUCACUGGUCUGUAGACCCCUGUGGCUUCCCUCUGAUGCCUACCUUCCAGUUCCCCUUGGCAACUUGCAGCCCAAAGACUCUGGAGGUUUCUGGGGACCUACAGUCUACCUUCUGAAGGUCAGCCACCUAUCUGAUCUCGUUCAGUGACCCCAGUGCCAGAUCUGAGUUCUCCCUGGUUUCCCUCAGUGGAUUUUUGUGGAGACAAAAAGCUCUGGCGUUUUAUCAGGCAGCCCCACUGAGCAUGGCCAAGAGACUUAAAUGCCCAGAGACUCAAUUCCCUCCAUUGUCAAAUGAGGACAACAGUCUCCCCACCUUGCCAGGCUAUGAGGGCUGGAGACCAUGUGUGUAAAGGUCUUGGGUGGCAGGUGGGCAGUAAUGCCCACCUUCGGGAUGACUUUCCCCAGCAGGCACUGUUUGAGCAAUUUUCUUUUAAACUAUUCACACUGUUCUGACAGAACCAAGCUCAAAUCUGCUAUUCUCUGAACAUAGGGAAAGAGAACUCACUCUGUUUAUUCAGAUAUUAAACCAUUCACUGUGAGGGCUUUGAGAAUCAUGGAUGACAGACCCUGGCUGGAGGGAACACCUCUCCUCUCUGAGGAAGGGGCUGGAAGCUGGUCUUCCCCCUCCAAGAACAGAUGGGUCCACUGUCUUUAUGCAAAGGCACCACUGAGCCAUGGCCAUGGGCUUUUCUGUGGGGACUCUGGGAAAGGAGAUUGUUCCAUGUGUCCCCAAAGAGAUGAAAAAAUGAGACAGUCAUUUGGAACAGUGAUACAUAAUAAAUGUGGCCACCUUACAAUACUGCUAAGUUGCCAAAAUAUAUAAAGUUAAUAUUUAAGUUCUAUUUUUAUAAAAUAGUUCUAGAUUUAUGGCAAUAUGUACAUGUGUAUUUAUAGCCUUUCCAUCUUAAUUUAUAGUUUUGUGCUUUAAAGAAAUAUAUGUAUGAUUAAAGAACUGUAUAUUGAAAGCAUUCUAUUCAACUUAUU
Sciurus carolinensis (gray squirrel) is the source of this 4864-nucleotide messenger RNA. It is a transcript of the gene Chat, whose product is annotated as choline O-acetyltransferase. NCBI's taxonomy places the organism in Eukaryota, Metazoa, Chordata, Mammalia, Rodentia, Sciuridae. Gene Ontology annotation, biological process: acetylcholine biosynthetic process; neuromuscular synaptic transmission. The transcript is spliced from 16 exons. The record is from RefSeq and is a predicted model, not a curated record. The coding region runs from base 349 to 2274 and encodes 641 amino acids. Gene Ontology annotation, cellular component: neuron projection; cytoplasm. Gene Ontology annotation, molecular function: choline O-acetyltransferase activity.